AUGUUUUUUUUUCUUAUUUUCAUUCCAGAUGAGAACUUUACUUGUGAAUACUUGAUUCAAUGUCUUUCUAUGCACUGUCGACUUAGCAUACCUCUAACCAUUGAUGAUCUGAUUUCCCUUUUUUUUUUUCCGUUAACCAAUUGCCUUUAA
Molecule: messenger RNA, 150 nt
Organism: Cokeromyces recurvatus
Lineage: Eukaryota; Fungi; Mucoromycota; Mucoromycetes; Mucorales; Mucoraceae
Exons: 1
Coding region: 1-150 (49 amino acids)
Source: RefSeq, a predicted model, not a curated record